Molecule: messenger RNA, 3373 nt
Organism: Chara braunii
Lineage: Eukaryota; Viridiplantae; Streptophyta; Charophyceae; Charales; Characeae
Source: the annotation of a GenBank genome assembly
AGGUUGAACGAUGGGGCAACAGCAGAGGUGAAAGGGUGAUAUGCAUUGGACAUGUGGCGUCUUCUGGAGGCGCAGGGCGAGUUCAGGCUGAAAGAUUUUUUGUACGACAGUUUUGAUUGUGGACAGGCAUGGGUGAUUGGCGGGAACGACGCAACAGGGAGUAUGGCGUGCCACGAGAGCGACGUGAGAAGGGAUCCUAGGUGGGGUUGGGUGCCAUGUGUGAUUCCGAUUCCAUGUGGCCGUGUGAGGAUGAUGAUGCGUGAUGCCAUGGGAAAUGUCUGGAGCACGCAUUAUGUGAAUGGCAACUUCUCCUUCAGGCACCUCGACAGGGAGGCCUCAGAAGACGAGAAGAAGGCAAUGGCAUGUAAUACCCAUAUUGCUGGCUGCUUUUUCCCGCCGCUUCGGAACCCUGUGGAGCCGGAAGUGGUUGAAGGGAAAGUUUUCACUGGCGAGGAUGGCAGCACAUACACGCAUGCAAGAGGGCAGGAAGCCACGUAUGAUGGAGUAUGCUCGCAGAUAUGGGACAAUGUCACAAUGAGGAGUGACGUUCUGUCUGCCAUGGACGUUGGGGCCCGUGUCAUCCCUGAAGGACAGUUGCAGCAGCAUAUGGCCCCUGAAAAGUAUGGCUAUUGUGUCAAUUGGGUCCCAGGAUGUUUGCAUCCUGCAGUGGUUGAUGGCAAGGUGACGAUGGCAGCAAGACUGCAAUCAGGGCAUUGGCUCCAAUUGGGAUGGAUGCAUGCAGGCAUUGUGGAGCAUUGGCGAUGGACUCCAGCGAAACAUUCGGUAUUUGUCGGAGGAUGGCUUGCCAGGUUCAGCGCAGGCAGGCAAGAGGACAAAGAAGCGUUCAGAAAUUUCCCGUUGUCUGCUGAGGUGGAGGGCCCAUGUGGUCCUGGCCGCGUCGGGGGGUGCUCUGCAGCACAGGGUGACAUGGGCGGGCCGAGCGAUGUCGCGAUGUCGCAGAGCCCGGGGAAGAAGAAGAAGUGCACGCCGGGACCGCCACGUGGGCAGACGUCCGCAGGCAGAAAGAAGGUGAACCCGAAGGCGAUGCCAGGGACCGGAGACACCGCAGGUGCACGAACUCAGGUCCCCAGACGCCGUCGACGCCCCGAGAUGACAACUUUGUCGAAAAUCAGAAAGUUGCAACGAUCCACCGACCUUUGCUUGGCUUUCAGGCUGUUCUUGUGUCUCGUGUCGGAGGUUGUGGAGCGGGACAUUGCUCCGGGUAUGGGCGUGAGGUUUCAGAUGACGGCGGUGCGUGCUUUGAUGGAGGCUGCCGAUGCGUACUUGGUCGCCAAUUUCGAGAACACCAACGAGGUGGCCAUCCAUUCAAAGAGGGUGACGAUCCAGGUCAGGGACAUGAGACUGGUGGAUAGGUUGUCGAAGCCUCGCUGGGUUGAGAAAUAUCAAGGACAGGGUGCCGAGGUACUUCAUAGUCGCUGUGGAUAUGAGAUCCACAAUCAUGGCAAACGGCGAGGGUUGUGUCAAAGCACGAACACUCUUGCAACGCUUCAGAGAGUCACCACAUGUACGUGUGGACAGCGAUGUGGAAGACAAUGCACACAGUCUAAAAGGAGUGGUUCAGUGGAUCUGCAGCGAAGGGAUGUGCGAGGAAGGAGACGUGGACAUGACAAUGCAGCAGGCAGGGGGAUAUAUACACCUGCAAACUUGGGCAAGUUGCUGGGCACUGUCGCACGAAAUGGGGGAAUGCUGGUUGAUGGGUCGAAGGACGAGUUGAAGAGUGGUGCUGCAGAAAUAUUGGUGUUGUCCAGAAUGAAGGACAUUACACAAACACCACCAGAAGACUUUCAAGAUGUUCCUGUCAUUGUCACAGAUGGUGUGGAAUAUAUUCUGCUGGAUCAACUUGUGGACUUCAUGAAAAAGAGUGACGACGACAGGAACGUCAUCCAUGAGGCGUUGCACAAAGUGACAAAGUUUGCACUGCAGGGUCAAGAUCUGAUAGAAUUUAUGCCAACAAUAAUAGAAGACAACAUCAUAUCUGGCAGACCGUUGUGGGGGGAGUUGUUAUCAGCUGCUUUGGAGCAGCUCGGUCUUCCAAGCUGCGAUGUUGAGAGACAAAGAGAAAAAGAAGAAGGGUGGAAGGUGAUGGCCACGGAAACAAAUUUAGCAAUCAUUCCAGACAACGGACAGACAUCAGCAGCACAAGAAUCAAUAACCAGUAUGGCAGUCGAUGUGUCUCCCAUGCAGACAGCAACGAGAGAGCAACUAGUCUGUUGCGAUAUCUUCAAUGCUUUCACAAUGGAGAAAAAACAGUGUGAUCGUGGAUUUGAAGAGGCCGAUUUGGCAAGUUGUUGUGCAGAGUACACAGACAGUGCAGAAGAAGAAGAUGAAGAAGAGGAUGAGGGGGCAUCAUUUUCUGACGUGGACGUGAGCGGCAGCGAUGUCAGCAGCGACGACGAAGACGAGGAACAUGAUGUAUACUAUGAUUUGAAGGCUGCGGGUGGACAAGUGACAAAAGGGUGGGCACAUGCAAUUCUGAGGUUGGCACGUGCUUUCCCCGAUCCGCACAAAGUGUUGCGUGUUGUGAUGAAGGGGGCAACACGAGAUGGUGCACUACAGUAUACCGCAAUGACCAGCAUAAUGAAAUCAUGCAACAAGGGGAAAAAGUGGUCACGUGUUGGCAAGGGAUGGUUUGUUCUGGUCAAUAGAGAGGUUGUGCUAGCAACGUCACUGACAUGGGGAGUCAACCUGAGUUGCCUCAUACACGGCGCAAUAGCGACAGCUUGGGGAGAGACAUUGCACCCCGACUUGUCAACAGGAGACGCAAUAAAAAAGGACAGCGGUCCACGAGUGUGCGAGUGUGGCAGACCUUUCAUGUCAUUACGAACUUUGAACUCACAUCGUGCGAGGGCAUACCCGGCCGUGGCGGACGAAAGAACACAUGGCCAGGAGAUGGGUGUGGUCGAUGACGCAGGAGCAUUAAGUAUAGGUGCAGUGAAUCUCGUGAGCGAUGAGAGUGAGGACGUCGGGGCCCCCGAGAAUGUAGACGGGAAGAGCGGGACAUUCGAAGAGCAGCAACCGCAGCCUGUUGAAUCUUUUGACAGCUCUCGCAAGUUGGCGGCACUGAUUUUCUUCGCCAGGGGCGCCAGGGGCAACGUCAGUAUGUCGCAGAGUGACAUAGAUGCUCUCUUGUCACUUCUCACGGACCCGAGAUUCUGCACGAGAGACAUCGCGUAUCGUAAUAGUCGAGAGUGUUUGACAUGGGCAGGGAGUCUAGCAGACGCUGCUGGAUGGAAAAAGUUGGAUCUACGUUGUGACGAUUGGCCACGAGAUGCGCACGCCAUCUUGUGGCACCGCGACUAGCGAACGACAUUUCUGUCGAUUUUUCAUAUCGCACUACAGAAAUGCGAGACGG